Neoarius graeffei (lesser salmon catfish) is the source of this 5509-nucleotide messenger RNA. RefSeq names its product insulin receptor substrate 2a (gene irs2a). Gene Ontology annotation, biological process: insulin receptor signaling pathway. Bases 358 to 3585 code for a protein of 1075 amino acids. The record is from RefSeq and is a predicted model, not a curated record. NCBI's taxonomy places the organism in Eukaryota, Metazoa, Chordata, Actinopteri, Siluriformes, Ariidae. Gene Ontology annotation, cellular component: cytosol; plasma membrane. The transcript is spliced from 2 exons. Gene Ontology annotation, molecular function: insulin receptor binding; phosphatidylinositol 3-kinase binding.
CAAUGAGUCCAAUGAGCAGCCGUGCUCAGGAUUGGCAGACACGCCCCUUGACGGUUGCACCGCCUUAUAUGACUGUGUAUUUUCCUCCUCACUGACUGACUGAGGCUGAGGAGGUGUGUAAACGUCAUGCGGUGUUGUUUUCUCUUGUUUAUAGUUCAGUCAUUCUGAAAGCGCUGUUAUUUUGGAUUGAACCGGCGCCUGGGACCUUAUUUAAGACAUUAGGCAGGGGAACUCUUGUUUCGGUGUUAUUUUAAACAUAUAUAAUUUGUGUUUCUGGAGGAAAACAAGUUGCAGAAAACAAGUUGAGUCGGAGUAUUUUGUUUGUUUGUUUGUUUGUUUGUUUGUAAAAUCACCAGGAUGGCGAGUCCACCACUAACAGGAGGGACUGGCUCGUUAUCAUCCUCAUCCUCAUCCUCAUCAUCCUCAAAUGUCAACAUGUAUUCAAACAACAUCAAGAAAAGUGGCUACCUUAAAAAACAGAAGCAUGGACACCGGAGAUUUUUUGUUUUGAAAGAGCAAAGCGACUGCCUGCCAGCCCGGUUGGAGUAUUAUGAGAGCGAGAAGAAAUGGAAAAACAAGUCAAGUGCGAAAAGAGUCAUCUCUCUUGACUCCUGUUUGAGCAUAAACAAACGCGCAGACGCCAAACACAGGUACCUAAUAGCGCUGUAUACCAAGGAUGAAUAUUUUGCAGUAGCUGCUGAAAACGAAAACGAGCAGGAGAGCUGGUACAGGGACCUCACUGAUUUAAUGAGUGAGGGAAAAGUGUAUGACAGCACAGUGACCAACUCUGCAUCCUCUUUAGUGGGCUUUGACGAGGGUAAUUAUGGUAUGAUUACUCCAGUGAACGUGGCGUACAAAGAAGUCUGGCAAGUGAAUGUGAAAUCUAAAGGACUUGGGCAGACCAGAAACAUCAUCGGGGUUUACAGGUUGUGUUUAUCAAGUCGCUCAAUUAGCUUCGUGAAACUUAACACUGAAGUUCCGUCUAUCAGCCUGCAGCUCAUGAACAUAAGAAGAUGUGGUCAUUCGGACAGCUUUUUCUUCAUCGAGGUUGGCAGAUCUGCCUCGACAGGACCUGGGGAGCUUUGGAUGCAGGCGGAUGACUCUGUAGUGGCACAAAACAUACACGAAACCAUUUUAGAGGCUAUGAAAGCAAUGAAGGAGUCAUCAGAGUUCAGACCACGGAGCAAAAGCCAGUCUUCUGGAUCCAACCCCAUAUCUGUACCCACCCGACGGAACUUGAACAAUUUGCCUCCCAGUCAGACAGGGUUGGUAAGGAGGUCAAGGACAGACAAUGUGGCAGCCACGUCACCCGUCAACAAGUUUACUUCCUGCCGGAUACGCACAGCCAGUGAGGGUGAGGGCUCCAUGGUGAGGCCAGUGUCCAUAUCGGUAUCUGAAAACGGAAGUCCAACUGUCCGGAACCACAUUAAUAGGUCCAACACUGUUUCUGUGGGAUGCCAUACAUUUGAAGCAUCUUUUCUACAUCACAACCGAUCCUUGUCUAUGUCUGUGCCUGUAUCUCAUUCACCUCCAUCUCCCAUAAGUGCACUGAGCCUAACUUCUACUAGUAUGAAUGGCUCUACCUCUGCCUCAGCAGUACACAAGCCUUCAAGUUGCAGUGGCUCCGUCUCAGGGUCACCUAGUGACACUGGCUUCCUCUCAUGUGACGAAUAUGGGUCCAGCCCAGGAGAUGCAAAAUACAGUGCAUCUAACCGGAGCAAUACACCUUCGUCCUUUUCUGGGACACCCCCUUCCCGUGAAAGCACAGAUCUCCAUGGCUAUAUGAUGAUGGAGAGUCCAUCAAGCCACUCCUUGAAUAAGAUCCAGGCAUCCAGCAGAGAGAAGUUGGAUGUAGAGAAGUUAUACAGGAAGAGGACGUACUCCCUGACAGCACCACAACAACCUAAGACCCCCUCUCAGCAGUCAUCAGCCUCACUUGAUGAAUAUAUGUUAAUGUGGGCGGUGUACGCUAAUGGCCACUCUGGGCAGAGCACACACUCUGUUUCUCAAAAGGUAUCAUACCCUGAGGAUUAUGGGGACCUUGAAAUUGGCUCCAGCAGGAGUUCUAUCAGUAACCAAGGCGAUGAUGGCUACAUGCCCAUGACACCAGGUGCAGCACUACAAGGGAGCAAAAAUGACAACUAUGUGCCCAUGAGCCCCAUGUGUGUCUCGGCCCCCAAGCAGAUCAUCAAUCCCAGGUCCCAUCCUCAGGCCACAGGAAGGCAAGGCACAACCAAUUCUCCCAGUGUUGGUUCACUAGAGGACAGUGGUUAUAUGAAGAUGUGGUCUGGCUCCAAAUCUUCACUGGAGAGCACUGAUGUCAGAGUGGCAAAUGGGGAAUAUAUGAACAUGUCGCCUGUUGAUCCGUGUGUCUCAGCAACACCACCAGAUUAUUUCCUUGCAGGGUGUGCGCCAGGACAGCGGCCCCCUUUCUUAUUAAAUUCCAACAAACAUGACAGUCCUAAAAGAGAAGAAGACCAGUAUGUUUUAAUGUGCCCUCAGGGGAAUAAACGAGGAGAGGAAACAAAGUGCAAUGCUAUGCCUAUGGCAAAUCCAGGGCGAACAUUGCCCAGUCCUUCCACCCUUCUCCCACUCAGACAUAGUCGGAAUGAUGGAUUGUUGCACAGAGCACGGGCCAGCAGACAGAACAGAUUAUCUCUGGAUACUCUAAGGAUGCUUCCAAGCAUGAAUGAACAUCCCCUCCCCAGCGAGCCAAAAAGCCCAGGGGAGUAUAUCAACAUUGACUUUAGUGACACUGCACAGUACUCCAUGCCCUCUGGAUCAGUGGAGAGCCAGGCUUCAUCACCUAGCCUUGGCAGCAUAAGAAGAAGAUCUCCACUUUGUGACUACAUGAACCUUGACUUGAACUCGCAUUCUCCAAAAUCAGAAGAAACCCUGAUUGCUAGUUCUUUACAUGAAAUCCCAGAGCUUACCAACUGUCCAUGCUCUUCUGAUGAGGGAACACAUGUCUCUGAUGAGCAGAACUCCUCCUGUUCACUUGACACCAGGAAAGAUGACUAUGCUGAGAUGAAGUUUGAUGAUGCACGUAUGUCCCCCUCAAUCAUCACAGAGAAUGAUGAAACCGAGAUGGCUAGCCCCACUAACAGGGUACAGCGGCUUACUCUGAGUGACAAGAGUAUGCCAGGAAUAGGAGCAUUCCUCUUGUCCAACUCCACAGUUGACCCUGAUGGAGAGGCAAAGGUGAUCCGAGCUGACCCACGCGGUCGGAGACGGCACAGCUCCGAGACCUUCUCGUCCACCACCACCGUAACGCCGGUGUUUCCCUCUUUUGCCCACAAGUCCAAGCGGCAUAGUUCUGCCUCGGUUGAGAAUGUCUCGGUCCGGAGCAGUGAGGGUUCUGAUGAGGAAUACGGCAGCCCCAUGUGCAAAGAGACUUCUGCUGGGUUCCAGGAUGGUCUGAAUUAUAUCGCCUUAAAUCUCAUGGAAAAUAGAGAGUUUGGGAAGUGCGAGAAUAUGAUGGGAUUCAAGACGAUCAGUUGCUGCAAAGGAGAUAUAAACGGUCUACACGACAGCCCGUAUGUUUCCCUGGGAUUCAAGGAGACAGUGGCCACUGUAAAAGAUUGAUCGGCGCAUGGAUCAGGGUGGCGAUGGUAGUAGUGUAUGUCCGAGACCAGAGACUGUUUGCUGCUGUAGAUGAACUUUGACCUUCGACCCUCACUCUGCGUUCCUGACAGACUAAAUGUUGAUCCUAUCCAGGCUGGACGCUUUAAACGUGGCCAACUCUGCAAGCAUGGAAACCACGAUCCGCUCUGUCCUUCAGGAACUGCAAAUUGCUGCUCUGUAGGUGACAACGGUCACAAAUUUGUGUUGUGUAUAUUGUAUAGUUUAUUUUUUUGUUGUUGUUGUUAACACUUUAAUCAUAUUUGGUUGGCACCAGAGGAAUGAAUAGAAUACAGCUACACCUUAUCCCCCCCAAACAAACAAACAAAAACACAAAACAACAACAACCCCCCCCCACACACACAUCCAUUCUUAUAUUUACUUACCAUACACACAAACCUCUGCGAAAAUACAUAUUUAAUGAUUUAUUUAUUUCUAGUACAAUGGCUAACAUGACAUUUACUGAUUCGCAACAACAACCCAGGAGACCGCUACAUGUCCUACCUCAGGAAGAGAAUCUGUUGUGGUUGUACAAAAUUCAGACAUAAUACCGAUUUAUGUUUUUAUUAUUAUUUUUUUUCUUUACAUUACCAAUCCAAAGCCUUACUGUUUCACUGAUAUAGAAUUUGCUGGAAUAUACUAAUUAGGACUUGUGUAAUAAGACAGAUCUAAAAAUGUAAAUUAUAUCUAACGUUUUCUUUUUUUUUUUAAUAGAUGCUUAUUUAAUCUCAAAUGAGUUUCUAUAUGAAAGAGGCCACUUAUAAUUUAUUUAGGAAAUAUGUCUGAAAUAUGCAAGUUGAACCACUAAACCAUGUGGUUGUUGCACAUGAUGUUUGCCUACCUUAACAAAGAUUAAUACAGGAAUAAGUAUUAUUUUUAUUACCAAUUACACACACACACAAUGCAUAAAUCAUGAUAUAUAAAUGUAUAGCUUCGUAAAGCGAUGCAUCUGUGCCCUAUUAUAAUGUCUCCCUUUUUGGACACCGCACGGCAACUGCCACACUGUAUACCUCCACUUUGUUUCUCCUGUCACUAGUGAUGAUGAUGGCGGUGAACAUGGUUAUGCUUAAUUUAAUGACAAGACUAAGCGGCAAAGUACAUGGUGUGUUUAACUGGUAGAAAUGCAGGUCCUUCACAGUGGGUUGCUAGCUGACACUUUGAUGGCAAGCAGCACCAGAUUGUAAUACAUGACACUUUUGAAUGUAGUGCAUGUAACUCGUUUAAAACGUCUGAGAUGGAGGAGUAAACCAAAAUAAUUUUAGUUUUCCUUGUUUCUUUACCCCCAUAUAAUGGUGCAAAUUGUGCACAAAGCUAUGAUUAGACAAACAUUUUGCUGAGGGGAAACUUACAAGAUCUCGUCUGUCUGAAAAUAAUUAAGAAGUAAUAGUGAAACACAAAAUAUUUAAUGCCUAACAAUUUGCACAGAUGAAGUGCUUAUUUUUCAGCUAAUAUAUACCAUACUAUAGAUUUUUUUUUUAACUAUAGGACUUCAUAAAGAGAGACACAAAAGGCACUUUAAUUAAGUAAUUCUCUUAAAAAAAAAAAAAACUAUUUGAUUCUAUUGCAAAUCCUUUUUUUCUUUCCUGGUACUAUUUGUUCACCCUCUUUAUAUGCAAUAUUUACACACGAAAAAGCAAACUUAGUUUACAAAGAAGAACCAAAUGUGUAAAGACUCUGUUAAUGUAUUUGUUGAAAGAUUUUACACAGAGAUUGACUAUAUGCUGUUUGUACGUUUUUCUUUCUGCCAACUUUAUUGAAUUUAAAUUUAACAGUAUUCCUGGAGUAUAAUAUAGUCAAAUAUUGAUUGAACUUGCUGUGUCUUCCAUUGUCCAAAUGUCAUAUCCUAUUUGUUGUGAUGUUCUAAUGCUAAUAUUAAAUAAUCAUUUAA